This is a messenger RNA of Budorcas taxicolor (takin), 1099 nucleotides long. It is a transcript of the gene TMEM170A, whose product is annotated as transmembrane protein 170A. Gene Ontology annotation, biological process: endoplasmic reticulum tubular network organization. Lineage: Eukaryota; Metazoa; Chordata; Mammalia; Artiodactyla; Bovidae. Bases 162 to 527 code for a protein of 121 amino acids. The transcript is spliced from 3 exons. The record is from RefSeq and is a predicted model, not a curated record. Gene Ontology annotation, cellular component: endoplasmic reticulum membrane.
GUGACGCGGUGGCUGCGGAGGUGUGGGGAGCGGAGCGGGCGGUACGCGAGCGCGCGCUGCGGCAACAUCUCGGGCGCUCUCCCUCAGCGGCCGCUCGGACGCUCUCCCUCAGCGGCCCCUUGGGCGCUCUCCCUCCGCCCUCUGCGGUGAAUGGCGGCGGGAUGGAACGCGAGGGGAGCGGCGGCAGCGGGGCGUCGGCCGGGCUCCUGCAGCAGAUCCUCAGCCUGAAGCUGGUGCCGCGGGUGGGCAACGGGACGCUGUGCCCCAACUCCACCUCGCUCUGCUCCUUCCCAGAGAUGUGGUAUGGUGUGUUCCUGUGGGCACUGGUGUCUUCUCUCUUCUUUCACGUCCCUGCUGGAUUACUGGCCCUCUUCACCCUCAGACAUCACAAAUAUGGUGCAGCAAUUGCUGGAGUGUACCGAGCAGCAGGAAAGGAAAUGAUUCCGUUUGAAGCCCUUACCUUGGGGACUGGACAGACUUUUUGUGUCGUAGUGGUCUCCUUUUUACGGAUUUUAGCUACUCUAUAGCACAUGCCCUUGUGCUAUGAUGGUGAAUCAGUUUUAUAGAAUCCUCAAAAAGAAUACAUUAUGGGAUGUUUUCUCAGUUCUUCAAACCAAACGGUAUGAAGAACAACACUUCAGUCCUUUCUUCAGUUGGAAGUUCCAGGAAUUAAAGAUCUUUUUGGACUCAUUGUUCUCAACCAAAAAAAAAGUCCAGUUUCUUUUCUCCCUGUUUUUUAUAUAUUCACAUCAGGCGGUUUACAGGUGUGCCUUACCCAAGCCGUCAGCAGUGCUUCUGGGUUGGCACCCUUCACUCUGAGAUUUACAGUGUCCUGUGAGAAAAAGGCAGCCUUGCACGUUUCAGAGAAACUGUAGAACAUAGUGGUUUACUUCUGAGCACAGUAAACUGGACUGAAAUCUUACCUGAUCUAAUCUUGAUUAAAAUUUGGCAAACCCUUGCCACAUCUUCAUGACAGUAAGUGCCAAGUAGGUUUUGGUUGAGCAUAACGUUGAGAACAAAUUUGGAGAAAUAAAACACACACAAAACCUAUAACUCAAGUAGUGGCUUCAGUUCCACUAUUUAAAUAAAUAAAAGCUAA